AUGUCCGACACAGAAUUGACAGCCAAAAUUCUAAGGCAGGUCGAGGUAAAAUGUCGAAAAGGUUCAUCGAAAUUAUUUUUAGUACUAUUUCGGGGACAUAAAUUUGUCGAAAGAUAACUUCAUGAAAAACACAUUGCAAGAGAAAGGCGGAUGUGAGUUAUUUAUUUUUCGACAUAUUUUCAGGGUUACCCUUUGAUACACUGCUCAAGUUUAAGCGAUUGAGUAGCUUGACUACUGAUAUUGAGUUGAUUAAAAAGGCUCUUUCGGAAUCAAGCCUUGUGGAGGUUGGUCCGGAGGGUGUUCGUCGUGUCCCCUCGAAUCCUGCUCCAGCCACCCUUGACGAUGCCCUUACUCUUCAUGCAGACAAAGCUGUUUACGCGAAGGGUUUUCCCCUCGACGCAACAUUAGACCAGAUUAUGAGCUGGGUGGAGGAGGCUGCUGGCCCAACUCACGAUGUAUUUUGUAGACGGUUCCCAAAUAAAAAAUUCAAGGUUAGUAUGUAACUUUCAGCCGACGUCUUUAGGGAAGUAUAUUUGCAACGUUCAAAACUAACGAGGACGCCAAAAAGUUUUUGGAAUCAGCGGAAUGUGCCGAAUACAAAGGAAACUCACUUAUUAGGAAGUGGUAGUACGUGCAACAUCGCUUUCUUAUCUGUUUUCAUACUUUUCAUAAUUUUUGCUAUACAUAGAACGUCUUAUAGACGUAUUUCCAAGAAAUAAAAAAAAAUGAGACGUUUUGUUACAAAACAUGCUCACAUGUUCAUUGUUUUCGGGCGGGUUACGCGUCCUUCCAGCAGAAGCUACGAUAUUUGCCCACUUUCUUAAAAAGCGCUGCUUCUACUGUAGUAAAACGUACAUGGAAGAGAAGAGCGAGGAAAGAAAACUACGAGAUGAAGAAAAGGCUAAGAAAAAUGCAGCUUCCCAGGACCGUCGCAAUGCUGAAGUUGCUUCAAGGAUGACUCCGGGUGCCCUGAUUGAACUGGAGGGUCUGCCUGCGUCCACAAAAGGUAUUUUCUACGCCGGUUGUUGUCUGUGUUCUAGAGAUUUGUCCUGAUUAUGCCUAAAAACCUACUCGAACUUUGUUAUUGUCUUUUCUAGUAGCCAAGGCCACUAUGGAAAAACCAGAACCAUCUGGGGAUGAACCCGCUAGUGAGGAAAAGGACAAUACAGCAGCAGCCGAGGAGUUGGUAGAAGACAAGCCGGAAACUGCAAACGGUACCAACGGCAACGAUGGAGCACAGACUGUCAGCAACUUAAAAGAGUGGCUUAAUUCGAAGGUGACGAUAAAGUUCAUAGUCUUGCAUCCAGGCCCAUUUAUAUUUCAAGUAACAAUCACUUUCACAUACUUAUCUGCCGCCACUGUCUUGAUACAAAUAACUUGUCUUUGUCGCUCGGCCGAAAACUGCUUGUUUAUUUUAGCUCGAAAACAGCGUACCAAUCGCGUGGAUUGAUGUAAAUUCGGAAGAAAGAAAGGCCGUGGUGCGUUUUAAGGAACCAAACACGGCGACCGGCGCCCUAGAGAAACUGACCAAAGCCUUCGAAGAUGGCAAAAUUACGUACAAAGAUUGCCACCUUACCGGGCGUGUCAUUUCCGGUAAACUUAAAUCUUAACGAGUGUCUUCGAUUUAUGACGUUUAUUUCCUGAUAAGUUUUAGCGUGCUCGUUAGAGAUUCGGAAAGCAGAUGCGCUCGUGGUAGCUCGCCUUUCAACAUUUAUUUAGUCUAUUUGAAGAUACAGAAUCUAGCUAAGACUCACGUUUGUCCUGGGAGGCAAAUCUGCACUUGCCUAACGGACAGCAGUACCGUCACAGAUACCGAUGCUACACUAAAAGACUAUUUUGGACUUCGGGUGUUUUAUGCCCGUUUUGCAUGUUUAAAUAAGUAUUCUUUGUGCGAACUCGGGUCAUGCCAAUGCCUAGCUUCCUUUAUUAAAAGUUAAGCUGAUCUUUACUAAAUUGGAUCAUCCCUUUGCAGGCGAUGAAGAAAAAGCAUUCUGGACCACGCUUAUUGAUACCCUGAACGCUCGAAAACGGAAGGCUGGAGGAAAAGGCAAACAGGGGGUAAGUUUUCGCCCUCCCCCCUUAAGGCUGCUAAAAUAUACUUGGAUACUAAUGUUAACAUGGCGUUACGUUAUCGCCCCUUGCGUGUUUAAAAGACGGCUUUGCCAGUUUCAAAUGCCGUGUAAAAGUUGUCGCACUUCCUGUGCUGUUUUUAUCUUGUUUUUUUUUCUGCUUGUUAUUUUAGGGUGGUUUCAGGGGCAAACGUCGCCGAGUCAACUGA
Spirometra erinaceieuropaei is the source of this 2278-nucleotide messenger RNA. The record is from the annotation of a GenBank genome assembly. Lineage: Eukaryota; Metazoa; Platyhelminthes; Cestoda; Diphyllobothriidea; Diphyllobothriidae.